Leptopilina boulardi is the source of this 1977-nucleotide messenger RNA. RefSeq lists its product as uncharacterized. The transcript has 5 exons. NCBI's taxonomy places the organism in Eukaryota, Metazoa, Arthropoda, Insecta, Hymenoptera, Figitidae. The record is from RefSeq and is a predicted model, not a curated record. Gene Ontology annotation, cellular component: cytoplasmic vesicle membrane. The coding region runs from base 180 to 1730 and encodes 516 amino acids.
GCCAUCUUAAUCGUUUGACGUCAUCAUAUAUAGUUGAGUUCCCUAAAAUGUUUUUGAUAAUCAAUAAAUGGUGUGUGCACAUGACAGUUCUCGAAGAAAUGGCUGUUAUGGCAAAACAUAUCGUAAAUUCAUAUCAUCAAUGAUAAGAAAAGUGUGAGAAGAAAAUUUUUGUGGUGAAAAUGCCGAGAGACAUAAAAUGGAAACUCGCGAUUUUCGCCGGAAUUUCCGAAUGUUUAGUUUAUGCUGAAGCAAAAUACUGUGCCUUUGAAUUACAGGGAGAAACGAAAUACUAUGUAUGCCCGAGAACUGAAUAUUGCUGCAAUUUCGGUUGCUGUGUGUCUCCCGGUUUCCAAAUGUACCAUCUAUGGUAUUACUGGCUCCUAGUAAUAAUCAUGUUCCUGGUUUGUUCCGGGGGAGGAUUGGGAUAUCGAUAUUGGUUACAAGCAAGGUACAGAGCAACAGCAUCAGAAUUUGCCAGAAGGACUUCCAAUUCGAGGACACAGAAUUCUCUUCGAGGUACAACAUGUCAUGCACAGCAAGCUAGAAUAUCGUAUAAUUCAGCAAGGAAUACCGUCCUUUUGCACCGAAUGUUAAAAGGCCCACAUAGAAGUGCAUCACCUGCCUACAAUGGCGCCGCUGCCAGUUCAACACACUACCAAAAUACAAGUGUCGUUCUAAAUGACAACAACUGCCCUUAUUAUCAAUUAUACGGUCCUCCGCCAAGUUACGAAACAGUUAUCGCGCAAACAAGAGGAAAAAUUUCAAAUCCUUCGUCUCCCGAGCACUCGAGACUGCAAUCGUCCGUAAUUCAAAAUCCAACUAUAACACCAUGUUUCGCUCAUUCCUACAGUCCAUCACGAAUAAAUGGUGUCCUUACAAAUUCACAAUUUAGCGGGACUGAUGCCAAUCAGGGCAAUCAACAUGUCGAAAAUUUUGAUUCAACCUAUCCACAUUUUGUUCAACAGUACAAUACAACUGGUGCAGCAAAUAUUCUUCGAAGACAAGAUUUUUGCCUACUCAGAAAUCCCAUGAAUUUAGGAAGAUUGUCAUCCUGUUCCGAGCAGGUUGAUUCAUUGCGAGUUGAUAAUUCAAAUCCCGAAAAAUAUUCAAUUCAAAGGAUAGACUGCGCAAGCGGUUCCAGAGAACAUUGCGAGGCCUGUGCAGAAGAGUCAAUUAUUAAAAUGCAAGGACGUACCGAGCCGCAAAUCGAAUGUCGUGUUCAUCAAAAACCUAUUUUGUCACGAUCAUCAACGACAGUCACAAUUUCCAGUGAUUUAGAUGAGAAUAACGUUGAAAAGGGUGAAAAAAAAUUGAAAAGUGAAGAUAAUACCGCCAUAAUAAAAAGUGAAUCAAUAUCAAAAAAUAGCGGCAAAAAAAACUUGUGUCAUCGAUUGCACGAGAAGAAUUUAAUUAAAAAUAAUAAUCUUUCAUGUUGUGUUGAAAAUCCUGGAAAUUUUAGUUUUUCAUCAGUUGCAAAUUUUAGUGGCACAAGCCGUUUAACGGAACCUUCAAGGCACGAUAUUGUACCAGCAGGUACAAGUUCUUUUCAAUCGAAUCCAUCCAACAAUGUGAUAUUAGCUCCUUUUACUUCUAACGCCGUGAACGAUUCACCACUUCCGUGUAAUGUUAACGACAAUGAACAACAUCGCCUUCUUAUCGCGCGUCAAGGGAGUACAAACUUGAAUCUUGAAAGUACAUGUAAAUUAGACAGGUCAAGGUCUCUCGACUGAGCAUCGUUAUCAUGUGAGUAUAGUAGGAAGUAAAACACUUUUCAGUGUCCUGUUCUCCUCGUGUAUUCUCUACACUCUUACAGUACAAAGACAUCAUUUUCAAGAAAAAUAAAAAAGAAAAAAAAAAAAACUCGAUGAAACUUUAGACAAAAAGAGAUAUAAUUAAAGGAAAUUGAAAAUUUUAUUAAUUUUUCAAAAAUUGGUCAGUACAAUGAAAAUCAUUUGAAUAUAGGAUUAUUCUCUUUAA